CCGUGCUGUGGGAUGGAAGUCAGACACUGGCCGCUCUUUGGUGAACCUACAGCAGAGAAUCGCAUCUCCAACCCUCUCCCCUACCCAAACAUGUUGUACAGCGUGUAAACAGCUCAAACACACUUGCAAUUACAGUGUUCCGGAGGAAUCCAGAGUCAGCAUCUCUUCCGCCGAGGUUCCGCGCCUGGGACACCGAGGAGGUUUCGGGAACUCCGGGAGGGAUUCUCGACUGGGAUCACUAACAGCGUGAGCACGGAGGGAAGGAUUCUCCUUUUAAAAACUGAUCGGAAAUCCACCAGCCUCCUGAUGGAGCUGCAGUCAAUCCCCAGAUGAAAACUGGUUUUGUCAAAUGUAUUCAUCACCAGACCCCAUCAGCAGCCCCCCUUCACCCCCACCCCCGGUGUCUGAGUCCAGCGCUAGGCUGGGAAGCGGUUCUUGUUUGGUGAGCACUGAGAGACAGAAUGUACUCCAACAGCAUUUUGUCCAUUUGAUGACCCUCGUAGCCCGGACUGGGGGCUGGUUGGGGAUAAAUUGAAGCAAGCUGCAACAGUUUUCCCCCCAGAUCAAUCCAGGACUUUCAGGAACAUGGAGGGGAUACUCCCUGAGACAAUGAGCAACUUGUCCUCUGUUGUAAAUUCUUCAUCUUCAGACUAUGACUUGAAGUCAAAGGACGAAGCAUUGAUCACGUUACUGUUUGGCACCAUUCUGAGCACCAUGUGCCUAGUGGGGAUUAUAGGCAAUGUCUACAUCCUGGUGUUGAUGACCCUGUCUAUGAGGUUUACUGGCUCCAUGUUUGUGUACAUUGUGAAUUUGGCCUUUGCUGAUCUCCUUUACCUCUCUACCAUCCCCUUUGUGGUAUAUACCUACUUCAAGAAGUACUGGUACUUUGGAGAGAUUGGCUGUAGGAUCCUUUUCAGCCUUGACUUUCUGACCAUGCACGCUAGCAUCUUCAUUCUGACUGUUAUGAGUACCGAGAGAUACCUGGCAGUGGUCAAACCUUUGGAUACCUUUCGGAGAAACAGGGCUUACAGAAGAAUCAUUACUUGUGCUGUUUGGUUUGUUUCCUUUCUCCUUGCCCUUCCCACCAUGAUAAUGAUCGAAGUCCAUGAAAUUAACCGGGAAGGAAUAAUAAAACGUCUUUGUCACUCGACAUGGACAACACAUGCAUACAAAAUCUAUCUGACUGUACUUUUCCACACUUGUGUAUUAGCUCCAGGGAUAGUCAUUGGAUUCUUGUACUCAAAGUUGGCCCGCACUUACUGGUUGUCCCAGACCACGACUUUCCACAUCAAAGGAAUAAAGAAGUCGCCCAAUCAGAAGAUCCUGUAUAUGAUCUUGACUAUUGUCCUUGCCUACUGCGUCUGCUUCUUGCCUUUUUGGGUUUGGCAGCUAUUCAGCCUGUAUUUCGGUGAAACUGUCAAUCUGUCUCCCAAAACCACUACCUGCAUUAACUUUUUUGUGACCUGUUUGGCGUACGGCAACAGUUGCAUCAACCCUUUCCUCUAUACCCUACUGACAAAAAACUACAAAGAGUAUGUGAGAAACCAACAGAGGAACUGCCUUGAGUUCUCACAGAGGAAACACUACAGGAAUUAUUCCCAAAGAUCAAUGUCAACUGGGAGUCAGCAGUGCACUGAGACUGUAUCAUGUAAUUAAAGAGGGCUGGGAAGGAAGCUUGUAUGGAUUGAGGUGUCUCAAGUCGGAAUCGUUCUUCUUCCCAAAGUUAUUGUCUACCAUCAACCAAUAGUUUCCAGCUAAGUUUCCCUGCUGUGCCUCUACCUUCAAGCUAGUUCUGUUCUUUGCAGUAUCCCAUCAGAAGCAGCAGCAACAGUUGAGUCCCUUGCAUCUGCAAUUGUUUACGCAUAAACCACAGUCACACUAAAGUAAAAGCCAAAGAUAUAGAUGCAAAGUGUAGUUGGACCAAUUUUUUUUUAACAACAAAAUACUCAGUUGGAAACUGGCAAACAUUCAGCUUAAUAAAUGUAUAAAUAAAACUUUUAAGAAUUUUAUGGAAGGGCACUGAUAAAGCCCAUCUCCAAGUAUUAUUCCUGCCCCAGCUAGCCAACUUCCUCUACUUUGUAUAUUACAAUCCAAGUUACAUUGUUGAUUUAGCUCUUUGUUUUUAUAUAUUUAAGGCCACCCUUAGGCUGUUGGCUGUGUCAGGACUUGCUAGUUUUGUAGGCUAACAUAUUCAGAUUGGGUGUACGAAAAUGGAGUAAUUAUUGGAGAUGGGCUGGAUUUGCAUAAGCAAUCUGUUCACAGUAAAUACAGUCACUUUAAACAGAGUCCUUAUGAACAACAGCAAACAGAGUCUAUUUACCUAGAAAGCAGAGUCUACUUAAGCAGACUGUCUACUACCUGAAACAGUCAAGAUUAAAAAACAGAAGCCAUGAUUGAAACUACAGCCAAGCCUUUUGAUAAAAGCACUCCAGUAAACUGCAGUGAAUUGAGGUUGGUUCCAUAACACAAAUCAUUGGAUAAGAUUAAUCCAAACCUGUUACAAUAAUGCGGUCACCAGGUUUCAUGAAUGCGGGAAUUGCGAAUUGUUUCCAUUUUGGCCAAGAAUUGAAUGUCCUUUUGCUGAGUUAUGGAAAAGCCAAUAGCAUGGAAACCUAGGGUUGCAGAACCAUAUGUUAAAUUACAUUCUGAUGGAUGAAGAUUCCUUGAGUCAUUGGGGCUUAUUUCUUGGGAACAGCAUCUUAACACAAUUUGCAGUCUGUACUCAAAACUCCUAUCCGGAGAGAACUAUACUUCAAGGUACUUCGGACCCUACAGUAAAGAACGUGAUGGAAAAGAUUGAGAAGCUUCUGUCAACAGGUACCAUUAGGAAACUUUCCCAGGAAAAUGCCAUCACCCUAGUAGCCAUACUCAGUGAAUCUAAGGAGACAUAAAGGUUUUUUAUAAUAGCUGUAACAAUGUGUUGCAUUUCUUCAGCCUAUUCCUUAUUAAGUUAAUUGCUCUGUGUAUAAAAAUACUAUCAAAGUGUUUUUGAGAUAUUAUGUGCUU
Messenger RNA from Hemiscyllium ocellatum (epaulette shark), 3006 nucleotides. It is a transcript of the gene uts2r5, whose product is annotated as urotensin-2 receptor 5. Gene Ontology annotation, biological process: regulation of blood pressure; blood vessel diameter maintenance; neuropeptide signaling pathway. The record is from RefSeq and is a predicted model, not a curated record. The coding region runs from base 586 to 1656 and encodes 356 amino acids. Gene Ontology annotation, molecular function: urotensin II receptor activity. Gene Ontology annotation, cellular component: membrane. The transcript is spliced from 2 exons. NCBI's taxonomy places the organism in Eukaryota, Metazoa, Chordata, Chondrichthyes, Orectolobiformes, Hemiscylliidae.